Hemicordylus capensis (graceful crag lizard) is the source of this 1301-nucleotide messenger RNA. RefSeq names its product SLX9 ribosome biogenesis factor (gene SLX9). NCBI's taxonomy places the organism in Eukaryota, Metazoa, Chordata, Lepidosauria, Squamata, Cordylidae. Bases 197 to 841 code for a protein of 214 amino acids. The record is from RefSeq and is a predicted model, not a curated record. Gene Ontology annotation, biological process: maturation of SSU-rRNA from tricistronic rRNA transcript (SSU-rRNA, 5.8S rRNA, LSU-rRNA). The transcript is spliced from 6 exons. Gene Ontology annotation, cellular component: nucleolus; preribosome, small subunit precursor; 90S preribosome.
UAGCAACGAACAACGAUCUCCUGCUAGCAGCUAGAGACAAACGUUCGCAGUGGAACCUUACAAGGCAGGCGCCGUGUUUCCGGGGGAAGACAUUUAUCGAGCACCGCCCACGAGUGUCUCCUCGCUUUUGGCCUCGGUUGUUUUCGUUCUUAGGAUUCCUGCUCUUCCCCGGCAGCCUGAGGUGGCUUUUGUUGCCAUGGUGGGCAAAGUGCUGAAGCGGCCGCGUUUGCAUCAGGUGGCGCCGAAACUAGCAAAGCCACGACAGGGUUUAGCCGAGGAGGAGCUCUCGGUUAAUGCCUGGGCGCUUCCUGCGAAGGACCAGCCAUUUUGUACCUCAAACAUCUUUGCUGGCGUGAAGAUUGACCCCAAAACACUGGUAAAGAAGUUAGACACAGAUUCAAGAAGCAUUGCUUCCAUCACAAAAGGUGAAGAAGAAAAGCCACUUUUGUCAAAGAAAGAGAAAAUGAAGCUGCGAAAGGACAGAUGGCUGCAGAAAAUUGAAGGUAUUAAGCUAGCAAAGCAACGAGAAAAAGCAGAAGCAAAGCGAAAAGCUACCCCAGUUGUUGGUGACUUGCAUCCACUGAUGGAGGCUCUACCUGAGCUCUCAGAUCUGGUAACAGUCAGCAAAUUCUGCAAACAGCCUAAGACCCAGGGGAUGAAAACGGUACAAAAGAACUUCAGUCAGAUGAAAUCAGCCCAGAAACGAAAACUCUUAGAGGCCGAAGUAGCCCAGUUUCACAAGACAAUAUUGGAUCCUUUGUUCAAAGCCAACCCUCUUGCAAUCAUUGGCGAGAAUCUUUCUAAAAGACUGAAAGAGGAGAAGGAGGGGGAACCACUCUAAUGUCAUCCCUGGGACAACUUGAGAGCACGAGAGAUUGGAUUCUCGCAAGCAUACCACAUGGUGACCUUACAUGCCCAGUAGGCCAGCAUAACUUUCAAGAGUCCACAGGAUUAUGACAUCCAGUGACCUUGUUUUCUGUCAACAGAAAUUAUGCUGCCAACACAGGCGAUUAUACUGCUAGUACUAGCUACAACCUUGGCUACUGUUUCGUUAGAAGCUCUUGGGGAGCUCUGGGACUGUUUUCAUUUCCUGCUCAGUGUUAAAUCACAGACCAGCUGUUGUUGCUAUUCUUUCUCUGUUGUUCCUAUAAAGCAAAGCCUAAACCACCAUCCUCCCCACUAGGAACCAUGUAGUAUUUGUAGAAUUCCCUUGAGAUACAUUCAUGCUUACAAAAAGGUGAAAGCUGCUGCUUUUCUCUGUUUUUCAUGGAAAAAUUAAAAUAAAUAUUUAUGUUCUUAAA